This is a messenger RNA of Ceratotherium simum simum (southern white rhinoceros), 1867 nucleotides long. The record is from RefSeq and is a predicted model, not a curated record. NCBI's taxonomy places the organism in Eukaryota, Metazoa, Chordata, Mammalia, Perissodactyla, Rhinocerotidae.
CUUCCCAAGGACUUCAAUGUAUAGUGACUAAUGGCAAAAUUUCAUUCUUUUCAUUAUUGGAGAAACUCUAGGAGCUGAAAACUGAAUCAUGUAUAUUGAGUAACUCCAGUGUUCUUGGGGUAGCUUCAACCACAUGCCUCCCUCUGAAGAUGUGCAAACAUGUUCAGAACUUCUGUACUUUGGGGCUCUGCCUCUGCUUCAUUGUGAGCUACUUGUCACUAACUUUACUCUCUUGUUUUUUGAGGGGACAGCAACUUAGAUAGAUGUAGUCUCCCAUGGGAAGCAGACAGUGUCUGAGCAGCAAAAACUCAGAGGGAUGGAGACAUGGUUAGUACAUGAUAAUGGAUCCUGAAUUAAUGCAUAGUAUAGUAGGAAGCUAUCUUAAACCUCCAGAAAGAGUAUUUGUUCCAUCAUUUACCCAGAAUGAUGAAUCAACUCAGACUCACCACUCUGUGAACUUAGAAGUUACCUCUCCUAAAAUGCUUCAUAGUCCAAAUAGCCAAGCUCUUAUUUUAGCCUUAAAAACUCUUCAGGAAAAGAUUCAUCGUUUAGAGUUAGAAAGAACACAAGCUGAAGAUAACCUGAACAUUCUUUCCAGAGAAGCGGCACAGUAUAAAAAGGCCUUGGAGAAUGAAACAAAUGAGAGAAAUCUGGCACACCAGGAACUGAUAAAGCAGAAAAAAGAUAUAAGUAUACAAUUAAGCUCAGCCCAGUCUCGCUGUACUCUUCUAGAGAAGCAACUAGAAUAUACAAAGAGAAUGGUUCUCAACGUAGAACGAGAGAAGAAUAUGAUCCUAGAACAACAGGCCCAGCUUCAAAGGGAAAAAGAACAGGAUCAUAUGAAGCUGCAAGCAAAACUUGAAAAGCUGGAUGUCUUAGAAAAAGAAUGUUUUAAACUUACAACAACUCAGAAAACUGCCGAGGACAAGAUUAAAUAUUUAGAGGAAAAACUUAAGGAAGAAGAACAUCAGCGUAAGCUAUUUCAAGACAAAGCUUCUGAGCUUCAAACUGGACUUGAAAUCAAUAGAAUUUUAAUGUCUUCAGUAUCGAAUCCAAAAUGCUCCAAAGAAAAAAAGAAAUCUUCAAAGUCUGCCAGUGCAAGCCAUUCCAGGAAUGCAAGCAGGCAAAACCUCCUGCAGAUGAUGCAACAUUAUGGCCCACAUGUCCUUCAGAAACGUGCAGAAGUUACUGAGCCUAGAUGUCUCUACAAGCCUACUAGAACAACUUCACGGUGUGAAGCUGUACCUCCUGACUCAGGAAAGUCCGUUUGUAUUUGUGACAAUUUGUCUGAACUCUUGAUGGCAAUGCAAGAUGAGCUGGACCAAAUGAGUAUGGAGCACCAAGAACUACUGAAUCAAAUGAAGGAGACUGAAAGCCAUUCAGUCUUUGAAAACAUAGAAUGUGAACUAGAGCAUUUAGUCAAGAAAAUGGAAAUUAAAGGAGAACAAAUUUCCAAACUGAAGAAGCAUCAAGACAAUGUCCAUAAACUGCAGCAAAAAGUUCAAAACUCAAGGACAAGUGAAGCUUCGGGCAUUCAGCAAGAAGAUAGCAACCCUAACAGAUCAAAGAAUGUGAAAAAUACCCCCAGAAAAUGUUUGCCAGCUAACCCUCUUCAGAAGAACAGCAACUUUCAUCCAAUACGAGUCCAUAAUCUUCAAAUGAAAUUGAGAAGAGAUGAUAUCAUGUGGGAACAGUAACACAAUCACAAAGCUGUCACUUUAAAUGAACUCUGUCAAUGAAAUCUUGAAUUGUCUAAAGUGGUUUUAAUUUAAUACACCUUUAUGAAAUUUUGAAUUAUGUUUCUAGCCUCUAUAAAGUGUCAAGUUACAGUAUUUUUAAAUUAAUGCCUAAUGAUCUCUUAAGAGUC